This is a messenger RNA of Acanthochromis polyacanthus (spiny chromis), 896 nucleotides long. RefSeq lists its product as uncharacterized. Lineage: Eukaryota; Metazoa; Chordata; Actinopteri; Pomacentridae. Gene Ontology annotation, molecular function: protein dimerization activity. The transcript is spliced from 2 exons. The record is from RefSeq and is a predicted model, not a curated record. Bases 16 to 624 code for a protein of 202 amino acids.
AGGGGCGCCUGCCAAAUGAGAGUGCAUGUACAUUCUCCGACAGCAAAGAGGCGUCGGGCACUCAGUUCAGAGGAUCGUCAAAGGGUUGCAGAAGAGAUCUGCAACACCAUUCUGGGACACACCAAGGAGCGCUUCUCCUUCACCGACCAUCUCGUCUGUGCAACCUUGUUGCAGGGGGACAGGUUUGAAGAACAUCACGGGUCAUUUCCUGAAGAGGCACUGCAACGCACUUUGAAGGCCUACCCGAUGCUGAAUGGAAGCAAGCUGAAGACAGAACUCGGUCUCAUCUCCAGCAAAGUAGAGUUCAGAGCCUGCUGUGGUGCUCUGGACCUAUUCCAGCUGGUUAUGGAGAACAAUCUUGAAGUUGUCUUUUCAGAAACUGUCAAUCUUUUAAGGAUCCUGAUCACCACACCCAUGACCACAGCUGAAGCAGAGAGGUGUUUCUCAACCUUGAAAAGAGUGAAAACUUUUCUCAGAAACACCCUGACCCAGGAAAGGCUGAAUGCCUUGGCCAUGCUCUCCAUGGAAAAGAGACUUGUUUGUGAAAUGACAGAUUUCAAUCAGAAAGUCAUUGAUAAAUUUGCUGGCCUGAAGGAGAGGAGAGCAAAACUGAUGUUCAAGUAAUUGUUUUGUUGUGUUGUAAUGCCCGUCUGCUAGUGCGCCCCUCCAGAAUAUUUUAUCACCAGCCGCCACUGUUUAAGACUCUGUCUGAUCUUUGAACUGAGCAAUGCCACUGACCUACCACUGCAGCACAUAAAUCACCAAGCAGUCUGUGGAACAAAAACGUGAUCGAUGUCUGUUGAUGCUUAACUGACAAAUGAUUUGUUUCUUCAGCUUAGUCAGCACAUGACUGGUUUAUUUGAAAUGGGUAUUUUCAAAAAGAUAUUUGAAUGAGA